AUGGUUGGAGUCGCAGGAAGUUCCAAGGGCUGCAACACGUGCCGGAAACGCAAGAUCCACUGUGAUGGAGACAGACCGUCGUGUGCACGAUGUCGAAAAACCAAUCGUGUCUGCGGGGGUUAUGAGAGGGAACGACACUUUAAGAAUCUGAGCGCCUUGGACCGCGAGACGUUUGACUCCGGAACGGGUGGCACCACCGUAACGACCGCGAGGAUAACGCCCCAAGACCAAAACAUUGAGGGGAUAAGACACGCCGCCGGGCUUGCGGAGGUGUUUAUCGACUUUCUCGCCAACUACAUCCCCAGGAGAAAGGAAGAAGGAGAGGAAGGAGAAGGAGAAGGACAUGACACUAGACUUCAGAACGAGCAAAAGACCCAACAAGUUUCCUGGCUCCAAGCCAUCGACCCGUCGUCGUUGGAAAACAGCGCCUCGCUCGAUCUCGCAAUCCUGGCAUUGAGUCUCUCGUGUCUGGGUCGCAGACACGGCGACGAGCGGCUCCGACGUGAGGGCACGGCCAACUACGGGAGAGCGCUGCGUCGACUCCAGGACAGUCUCUCGCACCACAGUCUGCUUUUGGAGGAGCAGACUCUGGCCAGUUGUAUGGCCUUGUCGAUAUUCGAGGCAUGUCUCCCAUUCUCCGGGAAGAACACCUGCGGAUGGGUCAGCCACGUCGAAGGCAUGGCGAGGUUAGUCGAGCUUCGAGGACCCGAGUCCCAUAUGACGGGAUCGAGCCAUCGACUCUUCCUGGGAUUCAGAUCCACCGCUAUCACCCACGCCCUGGCCACGCGCAAAUCGAUCUUUCUCGCCCGACCCGACUGGCUGACCGUGCCGUGGAAGAUACACCCCAAGUCAGAUCUUGACCGGUUACAGGAUAUCAUGGCUCAAAUCGCGACUCUGCUCGAGAAAGCCGAACGACUUAGGACUGCCUCUACCACCACCACCGCCGCCGCCGUGCCAGAGAGGACAGCACUCGUCCAGGAAGGGAGGACAUUCCACUCUCAACUCCAGACCUGGUACCAGCGACUGGUCCGCAAGCACGCCGGGUGUGGAGCGCUGUACUGGGAGCGUCCGGUGUCGGCACGGUUUCAUCUGCCUAUCCCGAGCGUGUUUACAACGUCACUACAGUUUCCGACCUUUGAAAUCGCCCGGCUCCAUCUCUCCUACUGGACCAUGCUGCUCUUACUGCGCACGAGCAUCCUCUCCCUUGCCUUGCGAGAGUCGUACCCAAGCGACACUGACACUGAUGCCGCACCUCCUUCUCCUCCUUCUUCUCCUCCUCCAGAGGUUCCAGACCUCCCAGACCACCACCUCGCAACCAUGAUAUGCAAGUCAAUGGACUUCUUCCUCUCCGACGACGCGCGCAUCAUGGGUCCGCAAAACGUGUUUUUCGCCCUCCGCGUCGCGACACACGUGUUUUCCCGCGCCGCCGCCGCCGCCACCACCACCACCGCUGGAACACCCCACCACCACCUGCGAAUCGUCGAGUGGUGUCGCGCCGUCUUUGACGAGUUGGAUCGCCGGGGGUAUUCGUUGGGCAGGAUCUUGGCGGCGUGUCCGUGGGAUGAGAUUCCGGCCUUGUUGUCCCCUCGCAACCAGGGCAUGACCUCACAACAACAAAGGCCAGGGGCGGGGGUAGAGCUAGGGGAUAUGGGAGAGGGAUACGGCCAAGGGUAG
Molecule: messenger RNA, 1674 nt
Organism: Fonsecaea pedrosoi CBS 271.37
Lineage: Eukaryota; Fungi; Ascomycota; Eurotiomycetes; Chaetothyriales; Herpotrichiellaceae
Exons: 5
Coding region: 1-1674 (557 amino acids)
Biological process (GO): regulation of DNA-templated transcription
Molecular function (GO): zinc ion binding; DNA-binding transcription factor activity, RNA polymerase II-specific
Source: RefSeq, a predicted model, not a curated record